AUGAGUAGAUCAAAUUCAGUCACAACGUAUAUAAGACAAAAGCCACUCUUUGAACAAAAUGAUGAUGAUGACAAUGUUCAAUUUCAACGCAAGUAUGGAGUCUCCUCUCUUUCCAAAUCAUUGCAAUUGUUAGGCAUCAAGCCCAAUGCGAGUCGAACAAAGGCACUCUUACGUUUAACUGGAGAUUGGGAAGGUAGAGAUGCUUUAUUGCAAUUUGCUCAAUCCCUCUCACUUCUUUGCUAUUCCAUGGCACCCAUAAGGAGAAAACAAUUACACAUAGCUUCAGAGAGCUUUGCGAAUGCAAGAAGGAUAUUCAUCCUCGGAAGGUGGCUCAAUGACGGUGCUGAAACGUUGAGAGAGUCAUGGGCAGCCACAUCCAACAAAAGCAAGGAUGAUGGACCUGAUUCUUCGUCUUCAGACACUUCCAGUGACGAACAGGAAGGAAAUCUAGAAUUGGAAUCAAUUCGAUUUGGGGGUACAGAAGAAGAUGUUCUUGGUAAUGCACAGAAACAAAUUGGCGAAUCAAUCAAUUCCCCUUCUGGUAAUAAUGCCCGGAUACAAUCAUCAGCUGCCAAACAGUGGCAGAAGCAAUGGCGGAAACGGGUAGGACUGAUUUCGGAAUAUCUAACGAUGCUUGGGGAUGGAUGUGAAGUUGUGGCAUUACUUGGUGGAUCGAGCGUAUUAUGGAGAAUCAUAGGAGGUAGAUUAGCAGCCCGUCAAAGGCAUGGAUUAGAAAGAAUAGCCCAAUUUAUCUUCUUUUUCGCUUUUACACUCGGUCUACGACAUAUCGAACUGUUAAGACAAGAAAGGAUACGAAAGCUUCGAAAAGCAAAUAAGAAACUUCUGCGUGCGUCCGAUCGUGUUUCCGCAGAAGCUGAUGCUAGCACUCUGCUCCAAGCACGUCCAUUGAGUGUUACGGAAGCACUCUCUUCGCAUUCUGAUGAUCCCUCCAAAGAUGAACAAAGAGUCAGGUCGGCCAAUGCAGGAGAAUCGAGGCUUCGCAAAGCUGAAUACAAAUUGUUAAUGCAACGUAAGAAGAUACAAUUAUUAAGACUAGAACGUACCUCGCUUCGUGCCGAGCUACUCUUCACCAUUGCUGAAAUUCUGUGGCCACACCAUGAUCAUACCCGAUUGGAAGGCUGGACGACGUUCGUUGCUUCUAUCUGUCAUAUGUCACGUUUAACAAAAGAAGCUCGUUGGCACUGAGAUCGAAUGCAAUUGUACUUUUAUACCAACAACAGUAUUGUCCAAACGUCUAUUUAUUUGAGUGAUCUUAAUCUGUGUAUUCCGUCCAAGUCUAAGCGUUCUUGUGUCCAUUCUUUCAUCGGAAUUGCACCCAAGACUUCUUCAUAAAAUGCAAUACUUGGCGCAUUCCAAUUCAAGACUGACCAAUCCAUUCGUUGACAAUCAUUUUCUUCUGCUACUUUUCCCAACGCUCUAAAGAGUGCCUUUCCUGCUCCUCUGUUACGGACCGAAGGAUCAACAUAAAGAUCUUCUAAGUACAAAGAUGG
Molecule: messenger RNA, 1511 nt
Organism: Meira miltonrushii
Lineage: Eukaryota; Fungi; Basidiomycota; Exobasidiomycetes; Exobasidiales; Brachybasidiaceae
Exons: 2
Coding region: 1-1206 (401 amino acids)
Source: RefSeq, a predicted model, not a curated record